This is a messenger RNA of Octodon degus (degu), 1971 nucleotides long. It is a transcript of the gene Amer2, whose product is annotated as APC membrane recruitment protein 2. Lineage: Eukaryota; Metazoa; Chordata; Mammalia; Rodentia; Octodontidae. Gene Ontology annotation, cellular component: plasma membrane. Gene Ontology annotation, biological process: regulation of canonical Wnt signaling pathway. Bases 1 to 1971 code for a protein of 656 amino acids. The transcript has a single exon. Gene Ontology annotation, molecular function: phosphatidylinositol-4,5-bisphosphate binding; beta-catenin binding. The record is from RefSeq and is a predicted model, not a curated record.
AUGGAGACGGGCUGGAGCAGCGGCGGCGGCGGGGCUGUCAGCGCGCGCGGCUGCGAUCGCGCGUCCGCGGGGGUCUGCAGGAGGAAGGAGGAGGCUGGGGCCGGGACCCUCGCGGCAGACAUGGACUUGCAUUGUGAUUGUGCUGCGGAAACGCCGGCCGCGGAGCCGCCGCCGUCGGGGAAGAUUAAUAAAGCUGCUUUCAAAUUAUUCAAGAAGAGGAAAUCGGGUGGCACCAUGCCCAGCAUUUUUGGGGUCAAAAACAAAGGGGAUGGGAAAAGCUCGGCUCCGACGACGGGGAUGGUGAGGAGCAGGACCCACGACGGGCUGGCGGAGGUAGUGGUGCUCGAGGGGGGCAGGAAGGAGGAGCCGCGAGGGCCGGGCGACGCCGGCGGGGCUCGGCCGAACCCCGGGCCCCCCAGAGCCGCCGCGCCCGGCCUGGGUUCUCUGGCGCCCGGCUCCGUGGCCAAGUCCCACAGCUUUUUCUCCCUGCUGAAGAAGAACGGAAGGCCGGACCCCGGCAAGGGGGACCCCGCGGACGCGAGCAAGGCAGCCGGCAAACAAAAGAGGGGGCUGAAAGGCAUCUUCAGCAGCAUGCGCUGGCACAGGAAGGACAAGCGCGGCGGCGAGGGGCCGAGGCCGGCGCGCGCGGCCGCCCCCGGGAGCUUGGUGCUGCCGGGCUCGCUGACCGCCAGCCUGGAGUGCGUCAAGGAGGAGCCGCCCCGCGCCCAGGAUGCCCCGCGACACCCAGCAGGUGAGCUCGGAGGGGGACCGCAGGCGCCCGCCGCCGCCCAGCGCGCCCCGGAGGGCGAGGCCCCGAGCCCCGGGGGCGCCCAGGACAGCAGCCCGCGGGCCGAGGACGCGGCAGGGCACCGGGAGCCGGGAGCCGGCGAGGCGCACGCGGUGGAGGCCGAGGACGCUUCCAGGACAGGGGACGUUGCGCCAGAGACCGUCCCCCUGGCCGACUCCGAGGGCGGCAGCGCACGGGCGUCCACAAUCCCCGACCCUUCCUCUGUCGAUCCACCCUCAGACCCAUCGGCCGAUCGUAUUUGUUUGAUGUUUUCUGACGUGACUUCACUGAAAAGCUUUGACUCUCUUACAGGCUGCGGAGAUAUUAUUGCAGACCCCGAGGAGGAGGCAGGUCCCAGCUGUGACAAGCAUGCCCCCGGGCCAGGCAAGCCAGUGCUGUCUAAAAAGACCCCCGGAGGCGUGGUGGCCUAUCAAGGAGGCGGGGAGGAGAUGGCCAGCCCAGAUGGGGUGGACGACACCUAUCUCCAGGAAUUCUGGGACAUGUUGUCCCAGACCGAGGAGCAAGGGCAAGGGCCCCAGGAGGCGGUGGCAAAGGUGGCCCCAGUCCCGGAAACCAAGGUGGCGCCUGAGACCUCUAAAGAUGCCCGGGGUGCGGAGUCAAACAAGGAUGCGUCCUCGGUCAAGCGCAGGAGAGUCCACAGGGUCCCCACCGAGCUGCAUUCGAAGGAGGAGCCCAAGCACUCGGAGAAGGAGCCGCAAGAAGGUGUCCCCAACAGUGACGAGGGCUACUGGGACUCCACCACGCCUGGCCCAGAGGAAGACAGUGCGAGUAGCGGGAAGAAGUCGGGCCUCCCCCGGGACAGCGACAGCGGCGACGCACUCUACGACCUCUAUGCAGACCCGGAUGCCAACCCCGCCGGCCCCCCUGCCAGCGAGGAGACGGCCGGCUUGUCCCGAUUGAAGCCGGUAUCUCCAGGUACCAUCACCUGUCCACUGCGAACACCAGGCAGUUUACUGAAGGACUCGAAGAUCCCUAUUAGCAUCAAGCAUCUCUCGAACCUUCCAUCCAGCCACGCUGUUGGGCACCAGCAACCAGCCAAGAGUGAGUUACGCAGAACAAAAAUACCAGUCUCCAAAGUGCUGGUCCGAAGGGUCAGCAACCGGGGCUUGGCUGGGACCACCCUCCGGGCAGCAGCAUUGCAUGACAGUGCCAAAAAGUUGUGA